UUGAACAGGCUUCUGUUGCCAGUCCUCCGUGAUUUUGUGGUUAAAGAAAUGCACAAACACUACGCAUCCCUGAAGAGUGCACAUCGAAUUGACACUCAAGUCUAUGGAGGUCAUUUGACUCGUGAUGGACCAUGUCAGCUGAACUAUGGAAGCAUCAACAACAACUGGGGGAAUUUUAAGAAAAAAGUGCAUUCAUAUGAUUACAAAGUUGGAACAGCUGAAGACCUGGCUAAACUUUAUCUUGAGCCACAUAUGGCCAAGUUUACAGGUAACUGAGUAAAUUUAUUUUAAAAUCAACAUAUGAAUUUUCUCAACCAUUCUGAAUUGAACCAGUUGUGAGAACUGGAUCGGGUUUGCGAUAUGACGUCUGCUCUCUCUUUCCGGACACCCUAUGACAGGGGAACUUCAGUAAAGUUGGUCCCUGCAGUUCUUCAUUUUCUUUGAAGUUUUCUAAAACAGUCACUUAUUUUUCUCUCAGUGAUGUAUGUAUUGGAGAGGGUCAACGGUAUCACAAUUUCCUUCCAAUCUAAAGCCAAACUAAAGGAGUUGGAAAAUCUUUUGAUUUUUAUGCAGCCCCUGUCUAAAGUAGCGAUUAUUGUAUCGCUCAUUUAAUUGGUAGAAUGUGUCUAGCAUGACAAUAAUGAGGAAGCAACUUUUUGCCGUACUGGUUAAAGGGCGAUUUUCACUAACAAAGGAGUCGCUUUAGCUUGCAACUCUAAUGAUCUUGGUUUUAGUACAAUAUGAGCGAUGCUGUAUUAAGCAGAAUGGCAAGUUCUGUUUACGAUUCGGUGGGUUUAAUUUUCACGACUGCGACUUGAUCGCAAGUGGGAAAAUCUGGAUUACGUUUGAUAUUAAGACUUUUAUUGUGUUUUACAUUUUUUUUUGGAGGGCGACUACUUCAAAUCUUGACUCUUCUGUUCUCGUUUUAUCAACUUAAAUGAAAACGCAAGAUAGAAAACAAUGUAUCAGUUGAGAAACUGAGUCAUAUCUCACUCCAACUUUUAUUGAUUUGUAGGGUUUGACAACACAUGUGACCUGAAUGCAGUGUUGGGGAUUCUGGAGAGAGCAUCUGUUUUUCACACUCACAUCCAAACCAGUGCCAAGGAUGUGCGCUCCAAAGUGAGAAAUGAGUGGGGACACUGCAACUUUGACCACUGGACCGAGCUGGAGUUCGAGAACAGUUUUAAACUGAUGGAGACCAUGGUUCGGUUACUGGGGCUAGCAGAAGCCGAUGAAGACAAGCAACUUGAUGAACUUCAUCACUGGGAAACAACGGGUAAGUAA
Molecule: messenger RNA, 1284 nt
Organism: Porites evermanni
Lineage: Eukaryota; Metazoa; Cnidaria; Anthozoa; Scleractinia; Poritidae
Source: the annotation of a GenBank genome assembly